AUGGCGGCGGAGAACGAGGCCAGUCAGGAGAGCGCCCUGGGCGCCUACUCGCCGGUGGACUACAUGAGCAUCACCAGCUUCCCGAGGCUGCCGGAGGACGAGCCCGCGCCCGCGGCCCCUCUGAGGGGCCGCAAGGACGAGGACGCCUUCCUGGGAGACCCCGAUACCGACCCGGACUCCUUCCUGAAGUCAGCAAGGCUGCAGCGGCUGCCAUCCACGUCGUCGGAGAUGGGCAGCCAGGACGGGUCCCCACUUCGGGAGACGCGCAAGGACCCUUUCUCCGCGGCAGCGGCCGAGUGCUCCUGCCGCCAGGACGGACUCACAGUCAUUGUCACAGCCUGCCUCACUUUUGCCACGGGUGUCACUGUGGCGCUGGUCAUGCAGAUUUACUUCGGAGACCCUCAGAUCUUUCAUCAGGGUGCCGUGGUGACUGAUGCCGCCCAUUGCACGUCACUGGGCAUCGAGGUGCUCAGUAAACAGGGAUCUUCUGUGGAUGCCGCUGUGGCAGCAGCCUUGUGUUUGGGGAUCGUGGCUCCGCACAGUUCUGGCCUAGGCGGUGGGGGCGUGAUGCUGGUCCACGACAUCAGAAGAAAUGAGAGCCACCUAAUUGAUUUCCGGGAGUCUGCACCAGGGGCCCUCAGGGAAGAGGCCCUGCAGAGAUCCUGGGAAACCAAGCCUGGGCUCUUGGUGGGGGUCCCCGGAAUGGUGAAGGGGCUACAUGAAGCUCACCAGCUCUAUGGCAGGCUGCCAUGGUCCCAAGUCCUGGCCUUCGCAGCAGCUGUGGCCCAAGAUGGCUUCAACGUGACCCAUGAUCUAGCCCGUGCCCUGGCCGAACAGCCUCCGCCCAAUGCAUCUGAGCGUUUCCGUGAGACAUUCCUGCCAUUGGGCCACCCGCCACUACCGGGCUCACUGCUGCGUCGGCCUGACCUGGCCGCAGUGCUGGAUGUGCUGGGCACCUCUGGCCCCGCCGCCUUCUAUGCAGGAGGCAAUCUCACACUGGAGAUGGUGGCCGAGGUGAGCACUUGGGGAGCCCCCCUGCCCUGA
Molecule: messenger RNA, 1044 nt
Organism: Enhydra lutris kenyoni (northern sea otter)
Lineage: Eukaryota; Metazoa; Chordata; Mammalia; Carnivora; Mustelidae
Product: gamma-glutamyltransferase 7
Exons: 7
Coding region: 1-1044 (347 amino acids)
Biological process (GO): glutathione catabolic process
Cellular component (GO): plasma membrane
Molecular function (GO): glutathione gamma-glutamate hydrolase
Source: RefSeq, a predicted model, not a curated record